This is a messenger RNA of Penicillium brevicompactum, 897 nucleotides long. RefSeq lists its product as uncharacterized. Gene Ontology annotation, molecular function: oxidoreductase activity, acting on NAD(P)H, oxygen as acceptor. The record is from RefSeq and is a predicted model, not a curated record. Lineage: Eukaryota; Fungi; Ascomycota; Eurotiomycetes; Eurotiales; Aspergillaceae. The coding region runs from base 1 to 897 and encodes 298 amino acids. Gene Ontology annotation, cellular component: intracellular anatomical structure. The transcript is spliced from 2 exons.
AUGCUGGCAAACCAAACCCUCUCAAAAGCACGACUGCUAGGGAAACAUCGCUGGCCCAAGGCAUACCAUUGCAGAACCAUUACGCAUGAUCUGCGGCCUCUCCAACAAUUCGAUGUGCGAAAGAAGGUCAUAACGGUUACUGGAGGUGCAAGGGGUCUGGGCCUUGAGAUGGCGAAACAACUAUCCGAGGCUGGUGCACACGUCUACUGUUUGGAUCGACUAGAUAGUUCCGACACCGAAGCUCCAUUCACUGAGUACCAGCAGAGUCCCUUCCGUGGCUCGCUGCACUACAUAAAGGUUGAUGUGGUGGAUGCUCAGAGUGUGAAUAAAACCAUUUCUUCGAUUGCCGAGCACCACGGGCGUCUAGACGGCUUGGUGGCUGCAGCGGGAAUUACUCGAACAGAAGCAGCCCUCAAACUUUCGCAAGAAGACCUGGAAACCGUCAUGAACGUCAACUUUUUUGGCGCAUUCAAUAGCGCUACAGCAACGGCCCGACAAAUGCUCAAAUUCAAGACACCAGGAUCCAUUCUGUUGGUAGCUAGUAUGAGUGGUUUGAUUGCAAACAAGGGCAUCUUUUCACCGAUCUACAACGCAUCCAAGGCUGCAGUUAUCCAACUGGGGAGAAACCUGGCUCAGGAAUGGGGGCCUGUGGAUGCUGAAGGAAGGGGCGGCAUACGUGUCAAUAGCUUGUGUCCAGGCCACAUACACACGCCCAUGGCGAAGAAGGCAAUGCAGGAUAAUCCCCGCGCGAAAGAAGUAUGGGAGCAAGAGAAUAUGCUAGGAAGAAUCUCCGAGCCACACGAGUUCCGGGGUGCCGCACUUUUUCUCAUGAGUGAUGCAAGCAGCUUUAUGACAGGGAGCACCGUUGUUGUUGAUGGCGGGCACACGGCCUGGUGA